This is a messenger RNA of Phalacrocorax carbo (great cormorant), 7975 nucleotides long. The record is from RefSeq and is a predicted model, not a curated record. Lineage: Eukaryota; Metazoa; Chordata; Aves; Suliformes; Phalacrocoracidae.
AUUGGCGGGAGGAUUCGGACGGCGGGACAUUCCCGGGCUGUGACAGGCGCCGGGGAGCGGCCGUUGGGGCAGCGCGCUCCCCUGCCCCUCCCGGUGCCGCAGCCGGGAUUAGAGCCUCCUCGCUAAGUCCUGUCCUGCGCUGAGGCGGCGGCUUUAGCCCUGAGCCACCCUCCUCCCCCCGCGGCAUCCCGCCCUGCCCUGCCCGGCCCGGCCGAGCUCAGCUAAGCCGCGGUAAUCGCCGGCGCCCAGCUCGGCCAGGGCCGCCGGGCCUGGGCCCGAUCGCGGGCAGAGGCCUACCCCCACCUCCCCUCCUUUCGCCUCCUCAUCUCUCCCGGGCGCGGCCAUGGAGCCGCGGCGGCCGCGCCACUGCGCCCCGUCCUCGCCGCCGGGUCGUGGCGGGCGGGAGAACAAGGGGCUCCGUCGGAAGGGCCCGCCGGGGGCCGGCGGCCCGGAGGUGGCGGCGGACGGCAGGAAGCCCAAAUUCCACUUAAAUAUCAAGACACUGACAGAUGAUGUGUUGGAUAGGUUUGCCAGUAUAAGAAUUCCAGGAAGUAAAAAGGAAAGACCUCCUCUGCCACAUAUGAAGCAGUCACACUCUACAGAUUGGUCAUCCACACCUAUGGAUGCAGAGGAUUUUGCUCCAAAACCCCUGUCGGAAAGAGAAAUCAUAGCGCUGUUUGAAAAAAUGAUGGAAGAUAUGAAUUUAAAUGAAGACAAGAAGAUGCCAUUGAGAGAAAAGGAUUUUAAUACCAAAAAAGAAAUGGUGAUGCAAUAUAUUAGCACUGCUUCGAAGUCUGGAAGUCUUAAGAACAGUCGGAAGAUUUCACCCCAAGAGUUCAUUCAGGAGUUAAAGUCUGGAUCAACAGAUGAAAGACUAGUCACUUGCUUAGAAUCUCUCCGUGUGUCCUUGACAAGUAAUCCUGUCAGCUGGGUUGAGAAUUUCGGCCGAGAAGGUCUGGGGCUGCUGUUGGAUGUUUUGGAAAGAUUGGUUGAGACAAAAAACCAGGACAAAGUUGUGAAGAGGAGUCAGCAUAAGGUUAUACAGUGUUUGAGAGCCUUCAUGAAUAAUAAGUAUGGAUUGGAAAGAAUUUUGGGAGAAGAGAGGAGCCUUUUGUUGCUGAUCAAAGCAAUUGAUCCCAAGCAAACUAACAUGAUGACAGAUAUAGUUAAACUCAUUUCUGCAAUGUGCAUUGUAGGAGAGGAAAACAUCCUUGAAAAAAUUUUGGAAGCUGUAACAGCAGCAGCAGAGGAAAGGAAUAUUGAUAGAUUCUCUCCUAUUGUAGAAGGUCUUCAGGAUAACUCAGUUCAGCUGCAAGUAGCUUGCAUGCAGCUCAUCAAUGCUCUUGUUACAUCUCCUGAUGACUUGGAUUUUAGGCUUCACAUCAGAAACGAAUUUAUGCGCAGUGGACUGAAAGAGAUAUUACCACAACUGAAAUGUAUAAAGAAUGAAGCACUAGAUAUUCAGCUGAAAGUGUUCAAUGAGCAUAAGGAAGAAGACAUGAUCGAAUUCUCUCAUCGUUUAGAAGAUAUUAGAUCAGAACUAGAUGAAGUAAAUGAUGUUUACAACAUGGUGUGGAAUACAGUUAAGGACACUAGUGCUGAAGGAUAUUUUCUUUCUAUUCUCCAACAUCUUUUGCUGAUAAGAAAUGAUUAUUUUAUACGUCCACAGUAUUUCAAAUUAAUUGAAGAGUGUGUGUCCCAGAUAGUGUUACAUCGAAGUGGAACAGACCCAGAUUUCACGUAUCGUAAAAGAUUAGAUAUAAAUUUCAGCCACUUAGUAGACAUUUGUGUAGAUAAAGCAAGGUUAGAAGAAUGUGAAGAGAGGGCUGCUGAACUUUCCAGGAAAUUUGAAAAAGAUUUUGUAGUUCAUCAGGAGACCCAGGCCCUACUGCAAAAAAAGGAAGAAAGAAUCAAUGAACUUGAAGCAGAAUUACAGGCUUUUAAAUCACAGUAUGGCUCCUUGCCACCUGGUUUUCUACCAGCAACAUGUGGAGAUGCAUCUGUCAUUCCACUGGAAACUGCAGGACCACACCAAUUGCUGCCACCUCCUCCUCCACCGCUGCCUUCUAAUGGAGCAAUUCCUCCACCACCGCCUCCCCCUCCUCCUCCUCCUCCACUUUUGAAUGGCUUGGGAAUUCCUCUGGCUUUUGGUGGUGCUCCUCCACCACCACCUCUACCAGGCCUGCCUGGAGCACAGCGGUCUCCACUUCUGUGCACUUUGCCAUUUGGAAUGAAGCCUAAAAAAGAAUUCAGACCUGAGGUUACCAUGAAAAGACUCAACUGGUCCAAGAUCAGGCCUCAGGAAAUGACAGAGUCCUGUUUUUGGGUUAAGGCAGAAGAGGACAAGUAUGAGAAUGCUGACAUGCUUUGCAAAUUGGAACUUACAUUUUGUUGUCAAAAAAGGGUAAAAAAAGAGGAGGAGGAUUUUGAAGAAAAGAAAUCCAUUAAGAAACGAAUCAAAGAAUUAAAAGUUUUGGACCCAAAGAUUGCACAGAAUCUGUCAAUUUUCCUUGGCUCUUUCCGAGUGCCUUAUGAGGAAAUCAAAAUGAUGAUAUUGGAAGUAGAUGAAACACAGCUGUCAGAGUCCAUGGUUCAGAAUUUAAUAAAACAUCUUCCUGAACAAGAACAAUUGAAUGCAUUGUCCAAGUUCAAGAGUGAGUAUAGUAAUUUGUCUGAGCCGGAACAGUUUGGAGUUGUGAUGAGCAACGUGAAGAGACUACGGCCACGGCUCAGUGCUAUUCUUUUUAAGCUUCAGUUUGAGGAGCAGGUGAACAACAUCAAACCUGACAUUAUGGCUGUCAGUGCUGCCUGUGAAGAGAUAAAGAAGAGUAAAAGCUUUAGCAAACUGCUGGAACUAGUAUUGUUAAUGGGAAACUACAUGAAUGCAGGUUCUCGGAAUGCACAAACCUUUGGAUAUAAUCUCAGCUCCCUAUGUAAACUGAAGGACACGAAGUCGGCAGAUCAAAAAACAACAUUGCUCCAUUUUCUUGUAGAAGUGUGUGAAGAAAGCUAUCAGGAUGUCCUGAAUUUUGUUGAGGAUUUUCAGCAUUUAGAUAAAGCCAGUAAAGUCUCAGCAGAAAACCUGGAGAAGAGCCUGAAGCAUAUGGAGAGGCAACUCCAACAGCUUGAGAAGGAUUUGCAGACUUUUCCAGUUCCUGAAGAUAAGCACGAUAAGUUUGUAGCAAAAAUGUCAAGCUUUCUAGUUCAUGCCAAAGAAGAUUUUCAGAAACUUUCACGGAUGCAUGAGAACAUGGAAAAACUCUAUCAGAACGUCAUGGGAUAUUAUGCCAUUGAUCUGAAGAAAGUUUCAGUGGAAGAGUUUUUAACGGACUUAAACAACUUCAGGACAAUGUUCAUGCAAGCAGUAAAGGAGAAUAUAAGAAGAAGGGAAGCAGAAGAAAAACAGAGGCGUGCUAAAAUAGCUAAGGAGAAAGCAGAAAAAGAAAAACAAGAGAGGCAACAAAAGAAAAAGCGCUUGUUAGAAAUGAAAACAGAAGGUGAGGAGACUGGAGUGAUGGAUAGCCUGUUGGAGGCCUUGCAGUCAGGUGCAGCUUUUCGAGACCGAAGGAAAAGGACACCCAGGUCUAAAGACAUACCACAAGAUCUCAGUCCAACCACACAGAGGCCUGUGCUGAAAGCUUGUAACCAUGAGAACCAGAAAGGACAACUAGAGAAGUCAUGUUCGCGCCACAGCAGCAGUUUAAACUUGACAAGAAGCCCAGUCACCAAAGAGGUUACUUAUGAUGUGGAAACAAGUUCUUCUAAAGUGUGGAACAAGGCUGUUGGGAGGAAGGAAGCCUGUCAUGGAGAAGGCAACAAAGAAAAGAAAAUAGAUCGUAUCCAGUCUCCUUCUAAGGGAGAAGCCAUUCCAGAAGUAGAAGCUCUCCUGGCAAGACUGCGAGCACUAUAGAAUAAUCGCAUAGAGGAUUCAAUCAUAGCUUAAAAACAAGCUAUAUUAGGCUACAUCUUUAAAGAUACACAAUACUUCUUAACUGAUUGUUUGCAAAAUUGUACAAAGCGACACUAUAGUUUUGCAUAACUGCAAGAUUAUUUUAAUUUUAUGUUUUUACCUACUAAGCGUACAAAAAAUAUCGGAAGAAGCAGAUACUGAAUUACUCCAAGGCGCAAUCCUUCUAGUGGACAAACUGCAGACUACACGUUUUGAGAGCUUCUCAAAAUAGGAAUAUCUUUUAACUAUUGUUAAAUCAUCAUGCCUAGGAAGAAGAGUCAGUAAAUAACAGAAAAGGUAUCCUUAUUUUCUACUGCAAUUGCUAUACUUGAGAGGUUUGAGCACCUAAAAAGUAUUAUUAUAGCAUCCUUUGCGAUAAUAGUAAUAGGAAAUAUGUAUCAUAUAAAUCAGCCAUGUUCCAGCUUGAGUUCAUCAAAAAGCACCAAAGUUCGCUGAAUUAUAUAUGUAUUUAUAAAAUGGAAAUCAAUGGACAGUAAACAAAAAAUCUAUGCAAAUUAUAUACUUUAUGCGUGAUUAUUAUAUAGCUGCUGUUAAGCUUAGUUAUGAUUAUUAUAUCAAAAUAAUAUAUACAAUUUCUGUGAUUGCAAGGUUUUGCAAUUGUGUCCAUAGUGGGGGAAAAUGCCUUCACAGUUAUUUCCCAGUGUAAUUUUUUACCUUUUCACAUGUGAGUUAAUAUGUUUCUAUAAAAGGAACAUGUAAUGGAAAAGGUUUUUACAAUUGGUUUUUCACAAACUCAUUUUCCAGUAGCCCGUAAAGUCUUAUUUGCUGGCACAAUAGGAAUCUUGCACAUAAUUGCAUCUCUUUUAUCGUGCUGUCAUUGUACAUUGUUACACGUUCGCUAUCGUAUUUAUUAAUUGCACAUCAUAAAGAAUCACUACCUAUGUUACCAAGUAGGAAGCUACUGUUAGUAUCUUUGCUCCAUUAUUUAAAGCUUCCAUAUUAUAAGAGUGUAUUAGGUACCUAAUAUCUUUCUUCUAAAUUACUCUAUUUUUCUUUACAAAAUGCUGAAAAAAUGUCUUUCCAUAAGAGUCGGUUACAUGAAGCCAGUGUUUCAAUGCUCCAGUGCUUUUUAUAUCCUUGUUUAAGUUGCCUUCAUACUUCCUGCACUAAACAUUAAUAAAGUUAAUUAGAACUCGGAAACUGGGCCUGUUUAUACAUACUGGAUGGAGAGGUUUUUGGCCAUCAUGGGAAUCAAUCUCAUGUUUCUGGGGCUGUUGUAACUGUCAUUAUACACUCUAAUUACAUUUCCCGCCUUAGCUGAAAAAAAUAAGAGGUAUAAAAAGAAAUCAGGAAAAGAUACAAAGAAAGCCUAUCAGACAGUCAUUUCUUCAGCUCUCCUUGCAAACAACGGGCAGAGCUGUCAUACAAGGCUGCCUUUGGUAACAUGAAAUUGCAUAGACUGACCAUAGAAUUGGGACUUAAUGCAUCUUAAGGGGAUAACUAGAAAUACAACUCUUACUGGUUCUUCUACUAAGGUCUUCUGCACCUCCACUGUUAAGACUUACUACUCCUGUUUACAGGGUGCAGUAAAAAUUACUAUCUGCGAAGUACAAUAUGCUCGACUAAAUAAAAUGGUAUUUCAAACACAAAAUGCAUGUCGAAGGAAAAAAAACCCUAACCAUUCACUCAAUGUCUUCAGUUGUUGAGGAUGUGCUAAAAUAAAAGGGCUCGGAGUAGAGAGCUGUCUCUGAAAUACUAGCAGGAUGACCUACCAAGUGAAGGUGGAAGUACAAAUUCAUUUUCCUGAACGCAGUAAAAUUGUUCAUUUGAAUUAGUGGGUAAUACUCCACAACAGGAAUCUGACAGUUCAGGACACUACUGUGUAGUUUAUCAAGCAAGGAAAAGUUACAAUACUGUCUGUCUACUGUCUAUCUACUUUCAAUGAACAAAAUGCUACUGGCAGCCUAGCGUCUUCUGAUUUUAAAAUAAAUAUUUACAUUUAAAAUUAUAGAUCUUAAGCUACCUUUUCUUACAGUGUGAGAAGCUUUUAGAAACAUAUUCCAGGGCUUUUAGUCCUUCUAAGAUAUUGUGUUUCUGAAUUAAUCCUCUCAAGCAGCCAUCAAGUUAAUUCACCGUUUCUUUUGUAUAGCUAGGAGAAUAAAAAAAAAAAGCUGUACAGCUUCUUAGAAUCCAUGUAAAUACCAUACGUCAUUUUUUUCCCCUUCAGUAUUCAUUGUGCCAUCAUAAUUUAAUGUGUUCACAGUUCAAAUACACAGUCAACUGGACUGUGUAUUUGAAUCACAGAAUCAUUAGAGGUCUUUUCCAACCUUAAUUUCUAUGAUUCUAUGACUCAGAUACACAGUCCGGUUGAAGUACACAGGAAGUUCUCUUUCUAUGCUUCAUGUUUCUUUAACUUCCCUUCGAAACAAACAAAUGCACAGGACAUUUUUUGAUAAAAAAAAAAUGCUUGCGUUGGCUAAUGAGUUCAGGUAAAAAAUGACUUUGAAAGUAUUACGUCUCAUUCUGUUCCUACGCUUUUAUGUUUGUAUUAAAGUAUCAAACUCAGCUUCUAAGUUAUAUGACGUAAAUUGCUUUGAUUAAAUUUAAAAGAUAAUUCGUUUAUUCAAUUUAAAAUUUAAAGUUAAUUCAGUCUAAAAAUACUUAGGGUAGACCUUUAAUGGUGUGUGCUGGGUAUUUUUAGCAAGCCAUUUUUUAGUAAGUAUCAAGUCUGUUCCUUGAACCGAGGGAUUGAGCUGUAUACCACUUGUGUUGGAAAUUGAAGGAGGUUUCACAUACUGUGCAAACCCCUCUCUUUCUGUAAUUCACACCUGAAAAUUAAAUCCUUAUAAAAAAAGCUUCCAGAUUUCUUCAGACAUGACUGUUCAGAUAAAAGCAUUUGAAGUAAUCUUGCGAGGUACAUUCCGCUGCUCCUUCUCCACCUGAGCAGCAGACAGAAGGCGCAAACACCCAUGGCUUUUCUUACCAGUAAAACUGUAAAGGUCUAACACAUCUUUUUGAUUCUUCACAUUCAUUUUGGAUGACACUUCAUUUCACUCAGCAAAAGAAUUUUGAUUACUACAUCAAUUUUUACUUUAUAUCUACACUGUAUUAGUCAUGGCGGCGGUCAAAAUUCAGGUGUGAUAUUCUAAUGUUUUGACCUUACCAAGAUGUGAACGUUUGCGACCAGCAGCAUGCAGCCAAGCCUGACACCUGGCUUACGGACUCUAGGUAAUGCACUAGUCUGUGUAAACCCAGAAGGCAAAGUGAUGGUAGCAGCUUCAUUACAAAACCUUACAACAGCACCAGGAGGCGGUGGCUGCAGGCGCUCCGGAUCAGGCACUUUGUUAAAGGAGCAUGGACCAGCAACCUGAAAAAAUCGCAGUUGCUUCUGGUUCUCCUUUAGUUACGGCAGCGCUACUGCUUAGGAGACUGAAAAGACCACAUGUUGAAAAAAAAAAAAAUUAAUCUCAGAUGCAGUUGUUAUAAACAGCUUUUCUCCAACAGAGUUUUCCUUGCUCUGCCUCAUGUGACUAAUCCUCAGCCUGGCCCGUCCAAAGUCGCACUUUCCAGGACUGAAUGAGUUAACGCGGAGCAGCUUGAGGUGCUGCGGCCCUUUAGGCUUUUAUAAUGAAAGCUGAAAAAGACAACGUUUACUGCUAACACUUUUUCCACCUCCAUUUCUAAUGAACAGGACCAAAUUAUAAUUUUUACACUAAUCUUUCCAAGCCUUACAAUACUCGGUAACUAUAAAACAAAUGGGCAACAAGCAGGGGUCGAUAAACCUGAAGCUAUGGCACCUAAAACAUUAUAAUAAGCAACCAGGGUCAAGUGAAAGAGCUCAGGAAAAAAGCAAUUACAUGACAAUGUUGUUUUCUCCAGAACAAAAUAAAGUGUUACCAUACCAUUUUCUGGGUUUUUUUUUCAAAUGUGAUAUGUGAGUUUUGCACAACGGAACUGCGGCAGAAAAAUAACAGAAGUUUGAGGAACUGCUUGUCUGGUUUAUGAAGUAAAAAGAAUUAAAUGAAUUGCAGAUUUUAUGAGUUUUCAGUCUAAUUUUACGCCAAC